This is a messenger RNA of Scophthalmus maximus (turbot), 2527 nucleotides long. It is a transcript of the gene pycr3, whose product is annotated as pyrroline-5-carboxylate reductase 3. NCBI's taxonomy places the organism in Eukaryota, Metazoa, Chordata, Actinopteri, Pleuronectiformes, Scophthalmidae. The transcript has 7 exons. The record is from RefSeq and is a predicted model, not a curated record. Bases 304 to 1599 code for a protein of 431 amino acids. Gene Ontology annotation, molecular function: pyrroline-5-carboxylate reductase activity. Gene Ontology annotation, biological process: L-proline biosynthetic process.
UCCGUGUUACUUUAUGGUUGUCCAAGUCACCGAGAUCAACACGUGCAUUGUGUUUCUAAUCUAAUCUGUCCUCUGGAUUAUGUCCUAGCUACAUACAAGCAGCAGUGGCUUGUUAUGUAUUAAUCUAUCGUGGUGUUUGUAGAGGGAGUUAUAACAUUUCCCCGGCGCGGUUUUCCACUAUCUGUAGAUUAGAAACACAGCUAAGGUUGUUAGCUAGCUUACAGCACAGCCACUAUCAGACAAUGCUAAGUAGCCACCUAGCAGCUAACGGUCGCUAGCCGCCGGAAAAAAAAAAAGCUAAUCAUGGACGAGUCCGGCGUGAAGAAGCAGAACUGGGACGUGAAGGAGACCGAGCUGCUCCUCGAGAUCCUCAAGGAGCUCGACAUGAAGAAGUGCCUGGACGGGCGCAAGGUGCGCAACAGCCGGCUGUUCAAGGUGGCGCACCGGCGGAUGACGGCGGCCGGCUACCGGCGCUCCGUGGACCAGCUCAAGUUCCGCUGGAAGCUCCUGAAGAGCGCGUACUACAAGUGCAAGAGGGCGCCCGGCGCGCCGGAGCCGGCGCCCGCCAGGAUCCAGGGCUGGCGGCGCUACGAGAGGACGAUGGCGGCGAUCAUGGAGUCGCGACACCCGCGCGCCGGGGCCGCGGUGGACUGCGACAGGGACGACGCCGGCACAGAGGAGUCGGACGGGGGAGGCUCGAUGCUGCACUGGCCGCAGCCGGACAAUGCCACUCAGAGCCUGGAUGUCAUUAUCAAAAUGGACCCUGAGAUGGACUCGCAGCUGAAGAUCGGUUUUAUCGGUGCAGGCAACAUGGCGUACGGCAUCACAAAGGGCAUCUUGUCCGGAAAUGUUCUUCCUGUAAACAUCAAAGUGAGCGCACCGUCCUUAAGGAACCUGGGGCGAUUUCAGGAGCUGGGAGUUUCCAUCACUCACUCCAACGUGGAGGUGGUCUGCGGUUCGGACGUGGUCUUUGUGGCCGUCAAACCUCACCUGGUCCCACUCGUCCUCAACGAGAUCUCGCAGCACGUCACGGACAGACACAUCAUAGUGUCCGUCGCCGCAGGAAUAACACUGGCAACGUUGGAAGAGCUCCUUCCGGAGAACUCGGUCACCGUCCGCCUGAUGCCAAACCUGCCGUGUAUGGUUCAGGAAGGGGCUCUGCUCUUCGCUCGGGGGUCGCACGCCAAAGAGGAGGAUGGCGCUCUGCUGCGCUCAUUAUUACAUCAUUGCGGUUUGGUGGAGGAGGGACCCGAGGCCUGGAUCGACAUCCACACCGGACUGAGUGGGAGUGGAGUCGCUUUUGUGUAUCUGUUUGCUGAGGCUCUGGCAGAAGGAGCCGUUAAGAUGGGCAUGCCGAGCGCUCUGGCCCACAGCAUCGCAUCACAGACGGUUCUGGGAGCUGGGAGAUUGUUGCGCGACACCGGGAAGCAUCCGGCUCAGCUCCGCUCUGAGGUCUGCACCCCGGGAGGAACGACCAUUUACGGGCUUCACGCGCUGGAACAGGGCGGCGUAAGGGCAUCGACCAUGAACGCCGUGGAAUCGGCCACCGAGCGCGCCAGGGAGCUCGGCAGGAAGUCGGCGGCGGAGGGCAGAAAAUGACCUGCACCUGUUUAGCGGACUUGAACUGAAGCCCGACAACAAAAAUGACUCUUUGGCUCGACUUCAUCACGGAACAGAGACAAAACUCAGAACUCUUUUUUUAUUUUAAAUUUGUCUCUUUGUUAUUUUCCCCCGAAACAGGUGCAUUUCAUAUUUCUCCUCUUAUUAUUUUAGCCUCUGAACAGAAGGAACUGUUGUGAGAAAAAAGUCAAUAUUUGCUCAACCUUUAUCGCAUCAUCAAGAGACUGACUAUUUUUUACAUGCACACCGAUAAUUCAUUUUUUUGGGAAUUAACGCAGUAUAUAAUGAAAGUAAUUUGGACCCACAUUUAAUAAUAAAUUGUUGUGGAUAUUGUAACCACAAUGAGAUGCAGAGUUCUGCCAUUUUUAAAGACUGUGUGCGUUCCAAUACAGAAGUAAACACUGACUUGAAACAAGUUUAAAACCUCUCUGUAGUAUCAAUCAGUCCAAGUUGGAGUGCCGCCUUACUGGCCACGAUUGGGUUAUUAUGUGCGUGUAAUCUGUAGUAUGUGAUAUUGAAAUAUGGUAUUUAAUAUUUGGCCACAUACAUACGGCAGCUGCUUUCCAGAGAUAGUUUCAGUCUCAGAUGCAGCUUCCAUCUAGUUUGUGACAACGUGUGGGGAAAAUAUUAAUCUAAAAUGCCAAGUGUGUUGAAUUGACUUUCAUAAAGUGUAAUGUGAACAGGAUCACGUUGUGCAUUGCCUUCUUCAUUAUUUAAUUUAAUUUAUUGAAAGAAAGUUCCCACUGUAGCAGAUUCUCCCGAACAGAGAAGCAGACGUCAGGAGCAGUUCACAGACCUCGAGCAGAGGGAGCUUGUUGCUUUGCAGCUCAGUGAUUAUUAAUUUUUUGUGUGUUGUAGUUUGUCACGCUCAUCAGCCAGUUCCACAUUAAACAGCUCAACAAAAAUA